Molecule: messenger RNA, 843 nt
Organism: Trichomonas vaginalis G3
Lineage: Eukaryota; Parabasalia; Trichomonadida; Trichomonadidae
Product: ankyrin repeat protein family
Exons: 1
Coding region: 1-843 (280 amino acids)
Molecular function (GO): protein binding
Source: RefSeq, a predicted model, not a curated record
AUGCUUGAUGGAGUAAUUGAUAUCUUGAUUCAAUCAGAUAAAGAAAAGUCUGACUUGACAAAACAAAUACAAAAUCUUCAAGAAAAGUUAAAUUCAAUUCAAAAUCAAGAAAAUGACAAAGAAAUUCAAAAUCAAGAAAAUGACAAAGAAAUUCAAAAUCAAGAAAAUGAUAAAGAAAUUCAAAAUCAAGAAAAUGACAAAGAAAUUCAAAAUCAGGAAAAUGACAAAGAAAUUCAAACAAAAAUCGAAGAAAUUAAUAAUUCUGAUGAUUUUGAACGCAUUUACAACUUCUUUGACGAGCUUUCGUCUCAAGGAAAUAAAAUAGUGAUUUCAAAAGCAUGUGAAGAAGGACUCUGGAAGAAGAAAGGAACUAAUGAUCAAAAUGUACUUCAUGUUGCAAGUGAAAAAGGAAAUCUCAGACUUGUUAAAUCUCUCAUCGAAUGUCACUGUGACAAAGAUACAAAGGAUAAUGAGGGAUAUACUCCACUCAUUUUAGCUUCAUUAAAAUGUCAUCUUGAAGUUGUUAAAUAUCUCAUCUCUAUUGGCGCUGAUAAAAAAGCAAAAAAUAAUAGUGGAGCUACUCCACUCAUAUAUGCAUCAUUAAAAUGUCAUCUUGAAGUUGUUAAAUAUCUCAUCUCUAUUGGCGCUGAUAAAGAAGCAAAAAAUAAUAGUGGAGCUACUCCACUCAUAUAUGCAUCAUUAAAAUGUCAUCUUGAAGUUGUUAAAUAUCUCAUCUCAGUUGGAGCUAAUAAAGAAGCAAAGGAUAAUAGUGGAUUUACCCCACUUGAAAUCGCAUCACUUCUUAAAAAGAAUGAAGUUGUUAAAUAUUUUUCCUCAAUCUGA